CGUCAGCGCUUUCCCGGAAGAGCUCAUCUGUGGGUGCAGUGGGUGCGUCCGUGAUUCUCAGACCACCGCACAGGUGCCUGCAGGGCCGGUCAGGCACCUUCCGGUUUUGCACCCAUCCCAAAGUGUCUUCAGGCUUGGGGUCUUGAAAGCUUUGAGCUAGACCCCUGUCUGUACUGGUCCAUGCUCUUUAACCAAGAAGAAAGCUUAUACUGCAGCUUUGAUUAAAGAUGACUUCAUUGUUCGCUCAAGAAGUUCGCCUUUCUAAAAGACAUGAGGAAAUAGUAUCACAAAGAUUAAUGUUACUUCAACAAAUGCAGAAUAAAUUUGGAAAUCAAAACAGAGAAAAUGGAUCACAACAAAAAGCAGCUGAUAAUGCUUUUAAAAGGAAUCUUAGUCUUUUAAAGGAUAUAGAAGCAGCAGAAAAAUCUCUGCAGACCAGGAUUCACCCAGAUCCACGGCCUGAAGUGGUUUCUCUUGAGACUCGUUACUGGGCAUCAGUAGAAGAAUAUAUUCCCAAUUGGGAACAGUUUCUUUUAGGAAGAGCACCAUAUCCUAUUGGUGUUGAAAAUCAAAGUGAAACCGAAAACACCCUUCAAAAAGAGUUGAGGCAAUAACUUAUUUGCAUGCUUUUUUUAAAAAAACUAUUUAAUAAAGCUGAAUAAAGAACAUGUAGGUAAUUGGAGGAACUCUGGAAAUUGAACACGUUCUCUUAACUGCUGAAAGACGGUGAAGAUGGGAGAAUUUACCGAGAAGUCUCUGGUUAUUAUCUAUUACUAUCUCAAUGUCAUGAAUUUGCUUUCUACUAAACCCCUGUGUUAAAAACUAAUAUUAAAGGUGGACUGUUUAUUAAACAUUACUAAAUCAGCAUGGUGUGUGCUAUUUGAAAUAUUUACAUCACUCUCAUCUAAACGGGUUGGUUCUAAGUUUUCUAGAAUCUUUACUUUUUAUCACAUUAUUAUGGGGACAAAGUAGCAGAUUAGGGUGGUUGCCUAACAUGCUUUUUUUAACAAAUGACAGUGACACUUAGCUGCAUUUGUAUAAUACUUAUCAGUAGAUAGAUUUGUAGAACUUUAUGCCACACAAAUAAUCACAUCUCCCAAAGUUUUGGAGAUAGAAAGAAAUGAACUAUAAAACAGUGGACAAGUAACCAGUUUCAGGAAGGCUCAGACUUGGUUUUGAAAAAGGAGAUCCAUCAGAGCUGGGAAUCAUUUUGAAUUUUAAUUUGGUUAUUUAAGGAUUGCCAACCCUGUGACUACAAAUAACCCCUCUCUAGUAUUUUUAUUUUUAAACUUGUCCUUCCCUAACCCUCCUAUAUUCAUAAUUUCUGAAAAGACUGUCAGUCAAGCCAGGGACAGUUGUGUACCUGUGUAAUCUCAGUUACUCAGGAGACUGAUGCAGGAGGCCAUCAGUCAAGUUCAAGGCCAGCCUGGGCAACUUAGUAGGACCCUGUCUCAAUAUAUAAAAUAGAAAGUGCUAGGGAUUUUGCUUAGUGCUAAAGAACCCCAGGUUCAAUCCCCAGUACAGCAAAGGAAAGGAGAAAAAAAAAACUGUCAGAAAGCUUUAGGUCACAACCCAAUACAGCUCUGAGAUUUCUUAGUCCAUCAAUGCUUGAGCACUAGAAAGAAAUGAUAAUUUUCUAACUAUAGAGGCAGCCUCAGCUACUACAAGGUAUCUGUGCUACAUUAUAGUUAACUUAAAUUGUAAACUGCUUUUUAAAAAAAGGAUAGGACAAGCUUAAAAAAAAAAAGACACAACAAAUAAACUAUUGAAAUGUCCGUCCUUCAUGCUAAGUUCCUUUAAACUACCGUCUUGGAAAUAUCCUGUUGAGUGGGUGUUGGUGUGGGUAACAAUAAUGUUGUUUUCAUAAUAUGUGCUGGCAGAUUAGCACACUUCUCUACAGUGUUAACAGUUGUAAUUAAGGAAUAAACAGCACAGAGUGUCAGUCCGAUAACAAUUUCAUCUAUAGUGUCACAAUACAAAAUGUCACAAAAUAUUAGAACUGUUAUAUAACUAUAAAAAGUAUCGGCUUAAAAGCCGAAAGCCUU
Messenger RNA from Sciurus carolinensis (gray squirrel), 2045 nucleotides. It is a transcript of the gene Cep15, whose product is annotated as chromosome 17 C3orf14 homolog. The transcript has 6 exons. The record is from RefSeq and is a predicted model, not a curated record. The coding region runs from base 228 to 614 and encodes 128 amino acids. NCBI's taxonomy places the organism in Eukaryota, Metazoa, Chordata, Mammalia, Rodentia, Sciuridae.